Peniophora sp. CBMAI 1063 is the source of this 840-nucleotide messenger RNA. The record is from the annotation of a GenBank genome assembly. NCBI's taxonomy places the organism in Eukaryota, Fungi, Basidiomycota, Agaricomycetes, Russulales, Peniophoraceae.
AUGUCCCUCACUCGCCUACGUGCCAUUGCAUCGCACCUCACGCAUGCGCCGCACUCGGCGCGCGCCGCCUCGAUGACUAUUCACAAUGAUAAUGCCGGAUGUUGCUCGCAGCCCGCCGCAUCUUCGACGUACACGCCGCGGGGGAUUUAUGUGCCAUUCGCCGGUUUCAAGCGAGUGUAUAUCACUGGUCCUAAGGAGUCAUCUAUAGCCAUCAUCUCGAUCUACGACAUCUUUGGGUUCAAACCUCAGACACAGCUUGGCGCAGACAUGCUCGCAGACGCGCUUCACGCACGUGUAGUGAUGCCGGACUUCUUCGAGCCAUCCGAAGCUUGGGAUGUCAGUAGACAUCCACCACAGACCGACGAAGACAAGGCGGCUUUCCAGAAGUUCUUUGCCGGACCUGCGAAACCUGAUGAGGCUGUCGUGAAGCUCGAGCGAGUCGUCAAGGCUUUGAAGGAGGAAGGAGUGAAGAAGGUUGGCGCGUAUGGAUUGUGCUGGGGUGGUAAAGUCGCCGUGCUUGCGGGUGCGAAGGAGGGCAGCGUGCUUGAUGCUAUCGCCACUGCACAUCCUGCGAUGCUCAAGGCGGACGACACGCUCUCGCUUGACAUACCGUUCGCUAUAUAUGUCUCCAAGGACGAACCGCAAGAAGAAUACAAUCGCAUAGUCAAGAUCCUGCAGUCAAAGCCAUUCGCCGACAAGGUCGAUUACGAUUAUUACCCCACAAUGUUCCACGGAUGGGCCGGCGCAAGAGCCAAUCUGGAUGACCCAGAGAACAAGAGAUUAUUCGACGAGGUCUACCGACGCAUGGGCUCGUAUUUCGGGAAGAUCUUGAAAGCCUGA